CUUUUUCUCUUUCUUUAUCACCACUUCUCCCACGAUGGGCUCCAUAUUUGCCGCGUUCUCUCCCCACUCAUCGUCCAGACUCUGAUCUUGAAUCCCUUCGUCACCCUCUUUCUUUAGGACGUUUUUGUUUUACUUCUUUACUUUCCAUUUCUUCUUAUUUCUGAUGAAAACAAGAAAGGAAACAUUGGCAUCCCAUCAACUGAAUUGCAGAUGGGUCGAGCUAAGUCCAGACGCAAUAACCGGAAGCAGUCAAGUUCUACCCAGAUUGUUGAGCCCGAAUCUCCACCGGCCGGUGAAAAUCUUGAAAACGGGAAAAUAAAAAAGACUGUUCGAGCUCUGGAAAAUCAAUCCCCUACUGAAAUUUUGUCUGGGAGUAAUAACUUGGGUGAUACCCAAUUGGUGGAUGAUGCAAUUGGUAUCGAUGAGGAAACUCAAUUAGUAGAUAAUCAAUAUACAUCUGGAUUUGCUGAUGUGGAGCACGACACAGAAUUGGGAACUCAGUUGGUUGAUGAAUCUGAGAAAGAAGACUGUUCAGAUAGGGAUUCCAAUGGGACAGAAAUAAUUGGCAGAUUAAGUGAUGAUGAAGGUGUACACGGAAUAGUUUCAGCUGAUCCUAAUGAGAAAGUUGCAGCUGCUUCUAGGUGCUUGAGCAAACAUGCAGAUAAAUGCUUGUCCAUUGACUCAGACACUUCAACUGGUGAUGAGAAUAAUUUGGGGUCUACACAAGCAAAUUCUCCUUCCAUUUACACUUCAUCAUUGUACACAAUUCCAAAUCAAACAGAAGCUGACUUGCUUUCUGAUAUGCAUUCUACUGAGGUUGAACUGAAGGAGAAACAGGUACGGAAUGAAAAUGCAUGUAAAGAUGAAAUUUGUGAUUCUAAAGCAAGAAUUUUUUUUGAUGAGGAUGAGAGAAAUAAAUUGUUAUUUGACAAUACCCUUGAAAAAAUUGAAGAUGUGCACUCGUCCAAGCUGGGUAGAGGUGAGCGAGUUCCAGAGUUGAGCUACAUUUGUUCACAGGAACCUGGUGAAUUUUCACAAGCCAAUGCAUUAGGAAUUGUUGAGAAAUUAUUGGACACUGUUGAUGGUCAACUAUAUGUGGAAACUGUUCCCAAAAGGAGUAUUGGAUUGAAAAUGGCCUCUAUGUCAGGAGCAAAAGGGCCUCAGAGCUUGGCUAGAAGGCAAGACCUGAAAAAUCCAAUGGAAAGCAUAGGUACUUAUGAUUGGAUUGAUAGCCGUGAGGAUGAAGGAGGAGGUGAUUUCUUUACCAGACGAAGGGAAUCUUUCUUUGGUAAUGGCCAUGGGAGAAAAUCUUUCACAGAACCAUGCAUAUCAAAAAAAUUAACCUCUGGAAAAGCUGAAAAUUUAGCUAAAAAAUUUCUGGAGAACCAGAAAGGACUGCCUGAAGACCAUAAGAGCAGCAUGAACAUUAGUCUCUCAGAUUCAAGAAUAAGCUUGUCUCGUUCCACAAACCUUGACAUUGGGCAGGUCAAAAAUGCCAAGGUUAUACGAAGUCUUUUUGGCAAUUUAAAGAAGCAAGAACAUACAGAAAGGUUAGAGAAGCUAGUGGAGCCUCCAGAUCACAGUGGUCUAAUAGUUGGUAUUCAUGAUGUUGGUGUUGAUACACAAAUGGCGGCUGAAGCAAUGCAAGAAUUAGGUUGUCGUUCACCUUUUAAUAGUGUUUGUGAAGAUAUUCCUGUUAUAAGUCAGUCAGCAGAAAAAGAGUCUAAGCGGUUUCCAGACUCAAGUUACCUCUUUAAAACGUCAGAACCCUUGUUUACUUCUGUUAAUACUGAGGAAUUAUCCAAACAGAUGAAGUGUGGCACUAGGGUGGGUGGAAAAAAAUACCAUGCCACUGAAAAAUGCCCAAAGAAUUCAAAGGAUAGCAUUGUGGAGAAGAGAUCAAUAACAAAAAGAUCUGCGAAGCAAAGAUGUAAUACAAUGAAUUCUGCCAGGAGGAGAAAAAAUGUGAGUGUGAAGCUCUCUAAAUGUCUAAAAGGAGAGGAAGAUUCUGAUGAAACUUGGCUCUAUGGUUCAUCAGGAUCUGUUAUCGAUCUCAAUAGGUCAAUUGAACCAGUUGCACAUCGUACCAGGAACUCUAUAGGAAAGCAGUCUGACAAGUCUGAAAAUGUAUUCAGAAAUUGUGAAGAUGGAAAAAGUGAUCAGUUGGAUGCAAGAAUAACUAGACGUACUAGGAGUUCCUUGGCUGUUGCAUCAAAGAGACAAAGACCGGUUUCUUCUUCAAUUCCACUGUCAAGGCACAUGCUAAAUGAUGCAGCUACUACUACCAUGAAUAAAAUGCAACAAGCCAAUGAAGAAAAGAAGCAGCUUUCUUCACAAAAGAAAAAAGCAAGUGCUUGCAAUAUCACAAGUUCCACAUACCCCAAACAGGUAGCUGCUGAACAAAUGACAUCUGGUAUCAGACAUAAUGUUAAGGUGAGAAGGCAGUCAUCUAGUACAAAUGCCUCAAGUCCGCCAAAUAUAGGCCAAAUAACAAUCCACCUGAACGGUGCAGGGAAUCUGGAUGGUGGUGCUAGUGCACCAUGUUUUCCCUGUAAUGGAGAGGUUUCAAUUAAGAAAAGACGUCCAUCUAGAUGUCCCAGCGCACAUGCUUCUAUGAUCAAGAAGCCCAAGGACGAUUUUGUUCACCAGAAGGGUAGCAAAUUUGAUACUGCAUCCACAGGUGGUUAUGCUCCAGCUAAUGUUCUGAAUGAAAAAUCACCAUCUGCUUUACAGGCAUUAACCACAUCUAAUACUUCUCACUGUAGCAUGAAUGGUGCAGAAAUAAUGAAGAAGGAUAAAGAUCAAUUCAGUUCUGUUCCUACUACACCAUUAAAAGAUGUUGAUGCAGCAUCACCUAUCUAUACAGUGAAUGGUGAUGUUACACAUUGUUAUAAGACAAGAUCCUCAAUGUGCUCCCUUAGUAGGGAGUUGAUCAGAUUGGAUGCCAUUAAACCGGAAUUGUCACCUAUUCUGAAAGAUUCUCCUCGUAAGAAGAGAGAUAUUGCUAGUAUCCGUGUUCUUUUUAGCCAUCAUUUGGGCGCAGAUGUCAUCAAGCAACAGAAAAAGAUCUUGUCUCGAUUAGGAAUUUAUACUGCAUCAUCAUCUUCGGAUGCUACACACUUUGUUACGGAUAAGUUUGUGCGUACUAGAAACAUGUUAGAAUCAAUGGCUCUCGGUAAACCUGUAGUCACACCCUCAUGGCUUGAGAGUUGUGGACAAGCCUGUUGCUUUAUUGAUGAGAAAAAGUACAUAUUGCGUGAUGCAAAGAAGGAACGAGAGAUUGGUUUCAACAUGGCUUCCUCAUUGGUUCAUGCCGGCCAAAAACCUCUGCUUCAGGAUCAUAGAGUAUUGGUCACCCAGAAUGUAAAACCGAGUAAGGAACUGAUAAUAACUUUGGUCAAGGCAGCUCAUGGUCUGGUGAUUGAGAGAGUUGGGAGGUCUCCCAUAGAGGAUCUUUUAAUUAUUUCCUGCGAAGAAGAUCGUUCAAUCUGCAUACCACUUCUUGAAAAAGGAGCAAGGGCUUACAGUUCUGAGCUUAUAUUAAAUGGAAUCGUCAUCCAAAAGCUGGAGUUUGACAGACAUCUGCUGUUUAUGGAUAACAAGAAAACCCGUUCCUCAAGAACGUUUAAAAGUUGAAGGCUGUGGGAACAAAGCUGCUUGUUUGCAUGUGUUGCGUCCAAUAGCAAAUGCAACAUAUGGUGUAAAUCUGUCUAUCAUAAUGGCUUCUCUGGCAGUCCAUGGUUUUCAUUUAAGAGGCAUCAAGUUUAUAGCUAUAGGUGUUCGAUUCUGUAUAGUGGUUGCACUUGUAUAUUGAAAUUCUUUUCCAUGUAACGUGUUUGGUUGCAUGUAUAAAAUAGGCCUUGUAUUUUUUUCGCUUCUCCUCUGUAAUUUUUACACGGCAAAAUUAAUGACAUAGCAAAGCCUGGUGAUGCGAAUGACAGGAACAUUGCAUUAACUUAA
Molecule: messenger RNA, 3960 nt
Organism: Nymphaea colorata (pocket water lily)
Lineage: Eukaryota; Viridiplantae; Streptophyta; Magnoliopsida; Nymphaeales; Nymphaeaceae
Exons: 10
Coding region: 211-3636 (1141 amino acids)
Source: RefSeq, a predicted model, not a curated record